AACCGCGCCUACGCCACCUCGCAGCUGUCGGACCUCGUCACAAAACUGCGCUCCACCGACCAGUCUGUCGCGCACCGCUGCAACAUUGGCCACCUCUCGCCCCUCAUCGUCCAGCUCCGCCAGCACCUCACCACCUCCAAGGGUGCGGGCUCGGGCUCGGGCUCGGGCGCGGGCUCGGGCUUGGCGGGCGCGGGCGCGAGCGACGGCGCGGGCGGCCUCGCGACGCCCUCGUCGGCGGCGGGCAAGGGCAAGGCGCGCGCCGACGACCAGGACGCUCCCGCUCCCGACUCGUCCUCCUCGGCGGCGGCGGCGGCGCAGCAGCAGCAGCAGCAGGCCAAGAAAGACCUCGUUGCCAAGCUCGGCGAGACGCAGCUCGCGCGCGUCGUGCGCGACGCGACAAAGCUCAGCAGCGAGGCGAGCCACGCGCUCGUUGGAGCGCUCGUCAAGGACGCGCUGUUCAACGGAGGGAGGCUGGCGGCUGCUGGGGCGGGUGCGGGUGCGGGUGCGGGUGCGGGUGCGGGUGCGGGAGGAGGAGGAGCGGGAGGUGGAGGAGCGGGAGGUGGAGCGGCCGAGCGCGAGGGCGGGCUCAAGCUGCCGCCGGUCGUGCUCUGA
Messenger RNA from Rhodotorula graminis WP1, 612 nucleotides. RefSeq lists its product as uncharacterized. The transcript has a single exon. The annotation marks the transcript as partial. Lineage: Eukaryota; Fungi; Basidiomycota; Microbotryomycetes; Sporidiobolales; Sporidiobolaceae. The record is from RefSeq and is a predicted model, not a curated record.